Messenger RNA from Fusarium sp. VM40, 1140 nucleotides. The record is from the annotation of a GenBank genome assembly. NCBI's taxonomy places the organism in Eukaryota, Fungi, Ascomycota, Sordariomycetes, Hypocreales, Nectriaceae.
AUGGCUCCAGCGGCUGAAACGAGAGGGCCCGAGCUCAUGGCAGUUAUGAUUGCUUUCUUCGUCAUGUCCCUCAUCUCCUGUUUAUUGCGGUUCUACGUUCGAUGUUUCAUGAUCAGGGCGUUCAAAAUUGAUGACUGGUUUAUGGUCCUAGCCAUGAUAUUUUACACUCUAUAUGCAUCCUUCUCUAUUUAUGGCGUCACUCAAGGGACUGGCCAACACAUGGAGAAUCUCAGCUUGGAGCAGAUCCACAAGGCCAUGUUGUGCUGGUGGCUUGGUUAUAUCUGGUACUGUCUCACCAUGCUAGCCUGUAAACUAUCAAUUGGUCUCUUUUUGCUCCAUAUAGCAACUAGCAAACUGCACAAGUGGACGAUCUACAUAACCAUGUUUUGCUCCAUAGUCUCGGGGAUCCUCUUCUUCUUCAUUUCUGUGUUUCAAUGCCGCCCGAUAUCCUUCGCAUGGUACAAGGAUCAGCCUGGGAAAUGCAUACAUCUCAACGUCACUAUCACCUUGACGAUUACUUAUAGUAUCACUGCUGUUAUUUCCGAUUUUGUGUUUGCAAUUCUCCCGGGACUUAUAGUUUGGAAGCUACAACUUAAAAAGAGAGUUAAAUAUUCCUUGAUACCUCUUCUUGCUAUGGGCUGCGUUGCGAGCGCUGCCGUCGUUGCUCGGUUUCCGUACCUUGCUGGGUACAGGAAACCUGAUUGGCUCUGGCACACUGUGGAUGUUGCAAUCUGGUCGGCAAUUGAACAGGGCUUAGCAAUAACUGCUACCAGCUUGGCAACUUUACGGCCUUUGUUCAAACUCGCAGGAUUUCGUCUUGGUCUUGCUAGUAAACCCACAUCAUUCGGAACAUAUGGUCAUAACUCAUCGUCACGUACUGCUGGAUCUGGUAACCACGCUGGCCUUUCUCGGCAAUUUCCUGGCCGUGAAGUUCACGCUCUCCCAUCUAUCAACCGUCUAGACGCCGCAGACAGAACAAAGAACGUAAACAACUCAAGGUUCUUAAACGAGAGCGAAGUUGGUAUCAGGAGGGAGAUAAAAUGGGAGGUCAACUUAUCAACUCAAUUCAGGAGUGAAAGCAAGGAAAUCCUGCGUUCACCUGACGCUUGGAUCGAUAAGCCUGGCAGUCAUUGGGUUUAG